ACGAGGCAAAUGGGAAGUGUGGGACCGGGGAAACUAGAUCACCAAAGGAAGUAUAAGAUUAAAGUCUACAUACUAUAUAUUGGUACUCCGAGUGCAGUAAAACAUCGCGCCUUCUCUACCUGCGUUGAAAAUUGUAACGUUAUACUUUACUGCGUGGUUGAUCUGAUUAUCAAAGGUUAUGCUGUUGCCCCGACUCGACAUCUUCGCUCUGCCUGCCGCGGCAUAGCCAGCGGUUAUCUGUGAUUUCAUUGAUUGAUAUCAGGAUUUCGUGUUGGCCUAGUCUUUUCCAGCAAUAGUCUACUCGCGUAGGAGAAUGGACUGAACGUUUUCUUGAAAAGGAACUUUUUUUGUGUUGACUAAUAGUUUAACUUCCGAACUACUCUGAAUCGACCUGAAAAUGUCUAAUACAAAGUUCAAAAAGGAUAAAGAAAUCAUUGCUGAUUACGAGAGUCAAGUUAAAGAGAUCCGUGCCCAGCUGGUGGAGCAGCAGAAAUGCCUGGACCAGCAGACAGAGAUGAGGGUGCAGCUCCUCCAGGACCUGCAGGACUUCUUCAGGAAGAAGUCAGAGAUCGAGAUGGAGUACUCCAGGAACCUGGAGAAACUGGCUGAGCGCUUCAUGGCUAAGACGCGGAGCACCAAGGACCACCAGCAGUACAAGAAGGACCAGAACCUGCUGUCACCGGUCAACUGCUGGUACCUGCUGCUGAACCAGGUGAGGAGGGAGAGCAAGGACCACGCCACCCUCAGUGACAUCUACCUGAACAACGUCAUCAUGCGCUUCAUGCAGAUCAGCGAGGACUCCACACGCCUGCUCAAAAAGAGUAAGGAGAUAACGUUUCAGCUCCAGGAAGACUUGAUGAAAGUCCUCAACGAGCUCUACACUGUGAUGAAGACCUACCACAUGUACCACACGGAGAGUACCAGCGCCGAGAGCAAGCUGAAAGAGGCGGAGAAGCAGGAGGAGAAGCAGAUCGGCCGGGCCGAGCCUGUCUUCAGUAUCCGCCUGGAGGACAAGCACCAGAGACGCAGCUCCGUCAAGAAGAUCGAGAAGAUGAAGGAGAAGCGCCAGGCCAAGUACUCUGAGAAUAAGCUGAAGUCAAUCAAAGCUCGAAACGAGUACCUGCUGACGCUGGAGGCGACAAAUUCCUCCAUCUUCAAGUACUACAUCCACGACUUGUCCGACUUAAUUGAUUGCUGUGAUCUGGGCUACCACGCCAGCCUGAACCGGGCCCUGAGGACCUACCUGUCAGCGGAGUACAACCUGGAGACUAGUCGCCACGAGGGCCUGGACAUCAUCGAGAACGCCGUGGACAGUCUGGACCCUCGCAGCGACCGCCAGCGCUUCAUGGAGUUGUACCCCACUGCUUUCUGCCCGCCCAUCAAGUUUGAGUUCCAGCCCCACAUGGGCGACGAGGUGUGUCAGAUUGCGAUGCAGCCCCCGGUGAACGGAGAGCUGAUGUUGAGGUUCCAGCAGCUCCAGUCCCGCCUGGCCACUCUGAACAUUGAGAACGAGGAGAUCAAGAAGACGUCAGAGGCCACCCUGACCACCAUCCAGGAUAUGGUGACCAUUGAAGACUAUGACGUGUCCGAGUGUUUCCACCACAGCCGCUCCACCGAGUCGGUCAAGUCCACCGUGUCGGAGACCUACCUCAGCAAGCCCAGCAUCGCCAAGCGGAGGGCCAACCAGCAGGAGACGGAGCAGUUCUACUUCAUGAAAUUCCGUGAGUUUCUGGAGGGCAGCAAUCUCAUCUCCAAACUGCAGGCCAAGCACGACCUGCUGAAGAGGACUCUGGGAGAAGGUCACAGAGGGGACUAUAUGACCACAAGCCGCGGACGACGGAACUCGCACGCCAGACACCAGGACUCUGGACAAGCUAUCCCCCGCGUGGUUGAGAGCUGUAUUCGAUUCAUCAAUCUGUAUGGCCUUCAACAUCAAGGAAUAUUCCGUGUGUCCGGGUCUCAGAUGGAAAUCAAUGACAUCAAGAACUCAUUUGAGAGAGGUAACGACCCGUUGACAGAUGACGAGAACAACCACGACAUCAACUCAGUGGCCGGUGUUCUCAAACUCUACUUCCGGGGCCUGGAAAAGUCCCUCUUGCCCAAGGAAAGAUUUAACGACCUCCUCUCCAGUAUCAGAAUAGAGAACCUGUAUGAAAGAUCCCUGUACAUCCGUAAGAUCCUCCUGACCGCCGUGCCCAGGUCUGUCCUCAUCGUGAUGCGCUACCUCUUCGCCUUUCUCAACCACCUGUCCCAGUACAGUGAUGAGAACAUGAUGGACCCCUAUAACCUGGCCAUCUGCUUCGGCCCCACCCUCAUGCCCACGCCCAACAUCGAGGACCAGGUGUCGUGCCAGGCGCACGUCAACGAGAUCAUCAAGACCGUCAUCAUCCACCACGAGACUAUCUUCCCCGACGCCAAGGAGCUGGACGGUCCCGUCUACGAGAAGUGCAUGGCCGGGGGAGACUACUGUGAGAGUCCCUACAGUGAGCAUGGGGCCAUUGAGGAGGUGGACAAUGAGGGAGGGACAGAGACGCAUACCAGCGAGGACGAAGGUGAGCCCAUCGAAGCAAUCGCCAAGUUUGACUACGUGGGACGCUCGGCCCGCGAGCUGUCCUUCAAGAAGGGCGCCUCCCUGCUGCUGUACCAGCGGGCAUCAGAUGACUGGUGGGAGGGACGGCACAAUGGCAUCGACGGCCUGGUGCCUCACCAGUACAUUGUGGUGCAGGACAUGGACGAUCAUUUCUCGGACACACUAAGUCAGAAGGCUGACAGUGAGGCCAGCAGCGGUCAUGGAGCUGAGGACGAAGGCAUGUGUUCAGGCAAAGACACGGGCUCCCCUACAGACACCAGGAUCUCUGAUGCCUACAGGCACAGAAAGAGGACGGAGCCCCCAUCGCGCCGCCCCCCUGUCCGCCCCAGUGACGUCCACUGCAUAGUACACUCCCAGCAGAUCCACGGGGGCCAGGGUCACACCCCUGAGAUGGGUUCUCCGGUGCUGGGUCACUCCUUCAGCCCCCGGGAUCUGCUGCGGAGCCGCAACCACGGCCAGCUGCCCAUGGACAGUCCAGAGCGCCGGCGGCGCACCGGCCACGGCAGCCUGACCAACAUCAGCCGCCACGAGUCGCUGAAGAAGAUGGAGAGCCCGCCCAUCCGACGCUCCACGAGUUCUGGCCAGUACACGGCCGUGUUCCAGGAGCCCCACCCACACCCGCACGGCGGCGGCAAGCCCCUGGACCCGGAGACCAUCGCACAGGACAUAGAGGAGACGAUGAACACGGCGCUGAACGAGCUGCGGGAGCUAGAGAGGCAGAGUUCGGCCAAGCACGCCCCCGACGUGGUGCUGGACACCCUGGAGCAGAGGCAGUCGACCGGGGGCCCCACCCCAGCUAGUUCCAGCGAGUCCCUCAGCCCCCUCCACAACAUCCUGCUGAGGGCCCAGACCGGCGAGGCCGGGGGGGCGCCGAUGCGCCGCAGCACCAGCUCCUCCAGCGACACCAUGAGCACCUUCAAGCCGGUGGUGAUGCCCCGCAUGGGGGUGCAGCUCAAGCCACCUGCCCUGAGGCCUAAGCCCCUGGUGCUGCCCAAGACGGGCCCGGCCCACCUCCCCGCCGCACCCCCUCCCCAGGACCCCCUGGACAAGUCGUGCACCAUGUGAACGCUGAACUCUGGGAUGGGAGCAGAGGCCAAUGGGACAAUGGGAGAAGGGCUCUGAGUCUAGAUACAGUAGCAACAUGUUAUCGAUGUCUAUAGAUUCUAAUAAUAAUUAUAACAUUGUGAGGACAGUAGAAGAACAGUCCAUUGCCUGGACAUUGAUUAAAGAGAUCUGAGACAUUCAAGUAAACAAGGAUACUGUAGUUUGCUUUGUGAGAUGGAUUUGUUUUCUUGCAGUGUCUAGAAGUUAACCAGUGUCAAGUAAGUUAACCACAUUUAUUGACAAUGACAACAUAGGGAUAUUCUCGGGUCUGCUAAACAGACUGAACUACCACAAGGAAAAGGGCAUGUUUCAGUGUGAAUAUUUUCAACAGACAAAUAGUUUGUCAUGAUCAUAUAGAAAAUACUGUAGAAUCUGCUGAAAUGCCUAGCAUCGCUAGAUAGGUCAACUUUUUCUUCUUGAUCAUUACUAUAUACAGUAACAAAUCACAAAGGCUUUCUUUGAGGUUACAGAAACAAGAGAACUACAAAAGAAUGAACGCUAAAGAAACAGUGGUGCCACGUUUUGUUUCCUACUCAGCCAGGGGAACUAUGGGAAAUGUAGUCCGUGUCAGCUGAGCCCGACUGGAGUUCGCUUCUCACUUAGAUGUAAAACGCUUAGGUUUAGAGUACUGAUCGUAAGGCCUUACUGCCACUCAGAAAUAUAAGCUGUCAAUAGUGUUCAGACCACCAAUCGAAAGCUGCUGGUAGUAUGGGUGUAGCUAACUAAUGUUUAUAGCUGAGAUUGAAACAGAGACUGAAGCAGGGAGUGGAAGAGUCCAGAUAUGUGUGUGAUCAUAAGGGUACACUCAUAUAUAUGAGUUAUGAAAAAUUGUACAAGAUUGCCUACAUGUUGAUUUCACAUGGCUUUAUUUUAACACAGUGGCAUUGUUCUAAACAAAGUCUGGAGGGAGACGAGGAUACAACCACUAUGUGAAAUAUUACCCGCUAUGGAAAUUCUGUGAAAAUUGUUAUAUACUCUUAAAGACCUGUGUCGAACCUUCGUUGGCCUUCUGUCUUUAGAAUCAAGGGGCCGGUUGAGAAUGGUUUGCUGUACUGUAGACGCCCCACAAUGCAUAUGACCAAUGGUAUACACAACACACAACAGCUUGUUUUACUGUACACACAAUGCCUGGCUUUCUCUGUCCAAAUGAAUCAUAGUUUUAGAGCAUGGAUGUUACUCUUUCUUUCUCUGCUUGUGCAAGACUCUAGAAACAUGUGGAAAGACUCACGGCAGUCAACUCUCCCAACGACGGAGUGCUGCCAGUAGCCAUGGACUAACUGACUGUUACUGUAAAAUACUACCUUGUUCAUCAUACUGCUUCUUGUGUUUCUUGUCAAUGUUAGUGUGUGAGAAGCUUUCUAUCCCAAUAGCCCCCCCUCUGACCAUGUAGGCUAAUCCUUGUGUUGUGGAUAGGGAGAUGGGCUGGUCCAUUACUCUGUGGGAGAGAUGUGACUGAUGUUUAGAUUCUCCAUCAGGAAUCUGUCAUUACAUGUAGGCGAUAAACCCCCUCUUGAAUGAUUGAUUUGGUCCUGGGGAAUACAUACUCGCAUGUUCACUGAAGACCAUGUCACAUGAUGUGGGUGUAUGUGACAACUGACCACCAAGGGAACUGGCCUACUCAUACUGGAACUGUAUGUCCCCCUGUUUUCCAAUUCUGUGACCGUGCCCUCUAGAAGUCUGUCUGUGUAGCUGAAGAAAGAAGACUGAUAGGUGCAUGUGUGGGGAAGCUUGCAUCUGGUUAAAAAGCAAGGACAAAAAAAAACAGUCUCAAAUUUGCAAUAAGCAAUGUUUUCCUUGAAAUACAAACUGCAACAGGUUUAUUUUUGUCUGUUGCAAAACAUUUAUGUAUAUUAAAAGUGAAUAUGAUCUGAAUUCUGGAUUACAACCCUUUUUUCUGAAUUAUGUAAUGUUCAUUUGUUUAAGAUUUUAGUUUUGUUAGAAUUGAAUAGGAUUUUUUGAACAAAGGAUGUAGAAAUUCAGAAGUCCAAUGCAGAGUCUUGAAAGUUGCAGGUGUCCUACCCAAACCCGGAUCGUAUUCAUUCGACACCAAAUGGAAGAAAACUGACAAACGGAGGGAGUACCAAGAAGAAACACUCAUUUAGUUUUCCGUUUUGCUACAGUGUCUCCUAAUGAACAUGAGCCUGUUGUAUUCUGUGUUUUCUCUCUAUGCCAAUCAUACACAGUUAGCAGUAGCGUCCUGCCUGUUGACUAACUUUGUGUCCUUGUACAUCUGUAGUAUGUACACGUGAAAGUGCCUUUGAAAAUGUUUUAGAGGAACUUGAACUAUGUUCUGUACUGUUGCGUUCUCAUUUCAGACCCUGUGUUAUGAGCAGUAGGAAGCAAGAUGAAUGAAUUAAUAAUGAUGAUGCCAUUUUAGAAAAAGUUAUUAAUUAAUGAAUAAUAAAGAUACUGCUUAUACAUUGUUACAAUGCACUUUUAUGUAUAGAACUGUAUAUUUGGCAUGAAAUAUCUUAACUUUUAGAGCUAUUUGAGGGUUGUUCCUCAAAGGUUUUUCUUUCUAAUAAAGGCAAUUGUUCAGUCUGAA
Messenger RNA from Salvelinus namaycush (lake trout), 6239 nucleotides. RefSeq names its product SLIT-ROBO Rho GTPase-activating protein 1-like. Gene Ontology annotation, cellular component: cytoplasm. Gene Ontology annotation, biological process: signal transduction; negative regulation of cell migration. The transcript is spliced from 22 exons. Lineage: Eukaryota; Metazoa; Chordata; Actinopteri; Salmoniformes; Salmonidae. Gene Ontology annotation, molecular function: protein binding. Bases 398 to 3655 code for a protein of 1085 amino acids. The record is from RefSeq and is a predicted model, not a curated record.